CUAUUUUUAGAUGGGGUCAGUGAUUCCCAUUUGACAGCUGGAAAGACCCAGAAGAGGAAGGCAAAAAAUGCAAAAACUUUUAAAAAGAGAAAACGGAGAUAAUUGAAAAGUAUCUUAUAACAUACUAACAGUUAACUUAUUGGUAAAUAACCCAUUUACAGUAAACGUGGCUAUACACAAGCAGAUUUUACAUGUGUAACCCCAUGCUGAACACUGCUAUGAAAGGUUCCACAUUCUCUCCUCUUGUCAUCGACUUACUUAAAAUAAUGGAGAGUUAAAUCGGUACAGUGCUUUGCAAAAAAAGGUUACAAAAAAAGGUUAAAGGUCAGGUUAAGAGAGUCAAUGAACAUAUGUCCUGGGUCAUUUUAUUCGGAUGGCUUCUAUGUCACAAAUGAUGUAAUGUGGGCUAACAUUACCCCUAUUGGCCAAUAAUAGAGACAUUAGGUCACUAGUGGAAGGCCAAGUCAGAAGGAAAGAAGGGGAAAAGACAGAAGGAGAGACAGAGAGGACCCAGCGAGGAAGCAACUAAACUUAUAACCACACAGGAGGGAGUGAGAAAAGAAAGUUAAUAAAAGAUAGACAGUGACAGAUGUACAAUAUAGUGAAGCAGAAGAGACGGGUAAGUCAGAAUACAGAUCACUGGAGACAGAAGGUUGAUUUAUACAAGGAAAUACAACUAAAUAUACUGCUCUGAGGGAAAAUAAUCGCCAGAAGACAAGGAGAAGAUAUAGAAAAGCCGAUCUCCAUAAACAGCUAGGAAAAAUGAAUCCUUCCCCUCUGGAUAUGGUGCGGGGACCAAAGGCAAAAGCAGCAGCAAUAGUAAAAGAACUCACAGGGCAGGUCCCACAGCUAGAUGGGCAGAUAGACCUGGGCAAGAAGGUGAGUGUCCCUCAGGACUUGAUGCUGGAAGAGCUCAAUCUGAAGCGCAACCGUGGUUCCUGUAUGUACUUGGAGAGACAGAAGCGAGUGCAGAGAUAUACAUAUGAAUACCCACCAGGCCAAAUCAAUGCAGGUAGCAAUAUGAAUCUCAUACAGUCUGUUCAAGCAGCAAAUGGUGAUCAUGCAACUGCAACUGAAGGAAUGCGUGGGGGGGAGCGGUAUCACUCAGAGAUCUACAUACCAAGAGGAGAUCGCAAAACUCCCCCCAAUGUACCCAAAAAGACUGCCAAAGUCUUACAGAUGAAGAUGUGCCUCAAUCCAGGGGCAAUAGCACCAGGUUAUUCAGCCCCUUGGAAAGAGAUUCCUUAUGAGAAGUUUAACAGCACAGCCAUCCCCAAGUCAUACAUAUCGCCAUGGAUUGAGGAGCAGAACAUAGAGACUUUGAUAUCUGUCACUGAAUCCCUACCUGAACCACCAAAGACUCCUCUUAAUGUCACAUACCGCAGUUUUAACAGCACUCCGAUCCCCUUUGGGAGUUUAUCAGUACUUGAAAAUACAAAUGCUCCAACAAUGUUUGAAGAACUACAAGCUCAGAUAGAAGAGGCCACCAGCGGACUAGAACUAAUGUGCAAAAGACCCAGCUUCAACAGGACACCUCGGGGGUGGGCUAUGAAAUUCAUACCAGAAACAGCAGACCUGUAGUCGGCUGAUUUAUUGGAGCAGAUGUAUUAGCUUUUCUAUAAUAUUAGUUUUUACUUGGAUCUUGUAUGCAUUCAUAUGUCUUAGCUAAGUACAAGCAGUGAUUUAUCUCUAUAGCAAAUGUUGCCUUCAUUUCACAUUAAUGCCAAUCUUUAGGUAGUGGGGGUCAUUUUUAUUCUUAUUAAGUUUUCCAAAAUAAUCUAUGCGCUCAGAUGGACUAGGGGUAGGCAAUAGGGAAGGUAUGUACCUGGCGCCCCACAAGCUUUGGUAGUUCCGGCCAUGGUUGAAGGUCACAACCUGACCCCAGGCAUCAGUCCUUUCCAUUUAAAAGUGUUAGAAUAGAUGAUGGGGCAAUAGGAAUACCACUGACGCAGAUUAUUUAUGGCUGGUAGAGAACAGGGUGCUGGCAUGUGCCCCCCCCCCCCAGGAGAACACUAAUGCUAUCCUCCAAAUGAUGCAUUUAAUAGCACAUAUACCAACAUUUUAAAAUAAAAUAAUCUGGAUAUUUUGAGUAACAUCCUAUUCUGCCCUGGUCAUAUUCAGUUUUUCUAUACGCUCUCCAUGUUCUGCCCCAACACCUUCUUGGGGGUCCAUGAUUUUGAACUUAUCAUGACCGCCAAUGGAGAUAUGCACUUCAUUGUUCAGCUAGUGAUAUAGCAGUUAAGUCUUUGGCCUUUGACUUAGGGAGUUCUGGGUUCAGUUACUGUGUAAAUCCUGAUGUCAUAGACACUAAAAUAAAUGAAACAAUGUGUCAAAUUUUCUGUAAAUCAUUAUACGUUGGGGAAACAUGGAUUUACUUUACAGAACAGUUAUAGCUACAUGUUGUGCUUGCAUGGGGAAAUGUAUUUCCUGCUACUUCUGUGACUAUUUUCUUUCUGCCAAAAAUUCUUGAUUGAUUAGGGCACUUGUCUCAUUAGACACAAACCAGGAUCACUUGUCCUUUAACUGAAACACCUUGUUGCAUUUAUUAUACUGUUCCUUGAGGAGAUCUUUGUCUAGUUUAGACAUGCAAGUGGAAUAGCUCUGCUAAUACAUUAUCUCUGAAACACUAAUGCAAUUUCUUAACCAGUUUCUGAUGGGACCCUGAGAGUCCAUCUUGGGAUUUAAAAGUGUCAUUUUAGUUGAACAGAAGACAGUAGGUGGCAGUAGGCAGAAUGGGCACUUGCCUUGGGUGCAUCUAGGAGGGGGCGCAGCUCAGAUUGAGAUUGGAGCCUGGAAAUGGAGGAAGGGAACGAUGUGCAGAAAGACAAAAAAGAAAGUGAGUGACAGCCAAGGGUUAGAACAACUAUGGCAGCUGAAGCAAAGUGAAGAGGUGGGAUCACAAGUGGGCUGGUGGUGGGGGAGAUACAUACUGUAGUGGGCAAUUAAAGGACAAGGAAAGUAAAUAGAAAAGGGGAGUGCCUGUUUGUCAUGCAAAUUGUGAUUACAAUGACUGACUUUGAUGUUGUCUGGGGGGUGCUCCUUUUCACAUUUGUGCCCUGCAGUCCAGAGUUUAGGACAAACACCAAAGUUCAUGAAAGAUGCAGGGUCAGAGCAACAACUUGCACACCUAAAAAGCCUGGCCCUUAAGUGCAUAUCCCACAAAUUCAUUAUUUUGUAUUACCAAUCCAGAACCCUUGCUUUAGGGUAAGGCCACACGAGGAGAUUCGGGGAGAUUUUGUCGCCUGGCAACUAAUCGCCUCGUCUUUUGAGCGACUAUCUCCCUGAACUGCCUCAGCGUUUUUCCCCAUAGGCUACAAUGAAAAGUCGCCUGUGCUAAUGCACACGCGGCGAUUCGUUUUCUAUAGUGGCCCGAAGUUGCCUCAGUGAGCAUGUAAAAUACUUAAGAUCAGAGUUGAAAUACAAUUGCAUGGCUGCCGAGACUUCCAACACAUCUCAUUGCGACCCUAGCAAAGUCAAGUGUCCCAUAUUCAGAAAACUCUACCAUAUUGUAGCUACUAUAUAACUUCUAAACGCUUGCUUUGCUGGAGUCCCUUAUGUUAAAUAUAGUUACUCAACAGCUUAAUAAAAGCAGGUUUAUCUUGCUCCCGAUCAAUGUUUGGCCUAUUUAAGUCAUGCAAUAAACAUGUGAGCCAUUCUUCUUCAAUGCCUGCCAGGCUUAUUUUACAGUUAAAUUAGCAUAGGCCAAUCUGCAUAUUGAAUCCUCCUGGGGAACAGAACGUUAUACUGGGUACAAGGAAGGCCUACGGUAUCUGCACUAAAUAUGCAGGCAUCGAGUCAUAUGAGGAAUUUAAAUAACAAAGUCCUGUCCUCUCUUUAAAGUUAAACUAUUUCCAUAUACCGAGCAUCCAGAUUCCCUGCUAGGCUUGUUGACUUGAUCUUCACCAGCAAAAUAUUUAUGGAGAAAGAGAGAGAGGCUUUUUUAUAGUCCCUCAUUAUAGACUGCAGCAUGCACAUUAUUUAGACAUAAAAGGUUUUCCAAUACGAAUGGUACUUUGGAGUAUCCUCAUUAACAAAAUGGUACCAUCUGCAACUUGCCAAUGCCUGGAAAGUAAUAUGUCACUUUGAUGCACACAUCCAUUCAGACUGGCCAAUUAAAUAAAAAUAAAUAAAAGACCCAGCAAAUAAACAUAAUUUCCUCUGUUUUCUGUCCUUUUGGGGGUAUAAUAAAGGGGAUAUUGACCUCUAGCUGUUAGUAUAAGGUGAACUAUGGUAAGACCUAGUUCAUGGAGUAUGGUUCUGCUUGUCUCCAACCCACGGCUCCAGAAACAAGAUUUUAUUGUACUUAGAAGUGUAGAUGUCCCAUUAUCAUUAGUAGUUUAUAUAAAACUUGUCUUUCUUUACAAGCACUCUUCUCACUGGCAUCCAGUCUAUCACCAGGACCACUGCCUAUGGUAAUUUGCCAUACAGUUUAAUCGCAAAAUAUACUGUAAAUACCCCAAAAAGAAGACCCAA
Molecule: messenger RNA, 4473 nt
Organism: Xenopus laevis (African clawed frog)
Lineage: Eukaryota; Metazoa; Chordata; Amphibia; Anura; Pipidae
Gene: myoz3.S
Product: myozenin 3 S homeolog
Exons: 6
Coding region: 763-1581 (272 amino acids)
Source: RefSeq, a predicted model, not a curated record